Molecule: messenger RNA, 1763 nt
Organism: Caenorhabditis auriculariae
Lineage: Eukaryota; Metazoa; Nematoda; Chromadorea; Rhabditida; Rhabditidae
Source: the annotation of a GenBank genome assembly
AUGAGUUCUUCCUCGACGUUACUGACUGUCGCUAGCGUGGCUAGCGUUUUCGUCGUUUUUGGAUGUAUUUUCUCGGUUGGGCUGAUACUCCACGAUAUCAACACCUUCUACGAUGAGAAGAUGCAGGAGAUCGAUCAGUUCAAGGUUAAUUUUUUCUUCAGAAAUUUCUAGAAGCUUCCCUUCAAAUUAUAAAAAAAAUAUUUAAAACUAUACAACUGAUUUCUUUUUAUGUUGUUCCGAUUCACGGACAGAUUCACAAAAGUUACAGAUUUCGCCGAAAUUUAGAAGAUAUCAGAAAUCUUACAACCAAUUGCUGUUCUUCUAGUCGACUUUCAUCAAAUGAACUAUUUUCCUAGGAGAUCGAGCAACACGCCUGGGAGAGCAUGAUCUCAGUUCCUCGAGGCUCCGACGAAGUCAGAACCCUCUUCAUCGGCCGAAACAAACGUCAGGCUCAAUGCAACUGCGGCGAGGUCGGUACAGGAUGUCCAGACGGACCGCCAGGACCUCCAGGACAUCCCGGAAGCCCCGGCGAGCCUGGACAACCGGGUCAACCUGGUCAUUCUGGCAACACUCACUACGUCGACAACGAGCUCAGCGGCGGAAAUGGAUGCAUUUCUUGUCCAGCAGGACCAAGAGGACCAGCAGGUCCGCCUGGAAACGCCGGUCCGCCUGGACCCAACGGUCAGCCUGGAGCCUCUUCUUACGGCGGUGGACAAGGACCCCCAGGACCUCCCGGUCCCAGUGGAAAUGCUGGUCAGCCAGGAAGACCAGGACGAGCUGGACAACCUGGAAGACCUGGAAGAUCAGGUCAGAGGUCGAGAUCUAGACCGGGAGCUCCAGGAUCUCCUGGACGACCAGGAACACCAGGUCAGCCAGGACAGCCUGGCAGAAGCGGUGGUUUCGGAAACGUUGGUCCUGCUGGACGUCCCGGUCAGGAUGGAAGGCCAGGCCGUGCUGGAAAUCCAGGAAGGCCUGGUCAGCCAGGAAAGAAGGGACUUCCUGGCGGUGAUGCAGGUGAGCUUUUCUAUCUUUUAAUUGACUUUUUCCAGCCAAGCGUAAUUUAAAUUUUCGAACUGAUGAAAUAGGAAAAAUGGAGUUUCAGUAAGUCCAAAUCAUCAGGAGUCGAGUUAUAUCGACUUUGUUGACUUUAGAUCAAAUUUAGUACAAUUAAAGGUGAUUUCACAGGUUUUCAGAAAGCUUGGUAAAAUCUACAAGGCAAUACCAAUUUUUAAAUCAUAACUUAUUGAAACUCAAGCAAAUUACGUUUGACUUUGAAAUGGCUAGAACCAGUUAGAACCUUGAAAUACCAAUUUCAAGUUUGGAAAAAUUUGCUCCGGCCAAAGUUCAACGAGUAGGUUCAGAAAAAAAAAUGAUUUCAUUCAAUUUUUCGAAAAAGCAGAACUGAAGAUAACAUUUUUCAGCCUACUGUCCUUGCCCCGCCAGAAACGGCGGAUCUUAUCAGCGCAACCGAAAUAAUUACGGUAACCGAGGUUGAAAAGAUAAACGAUUUGAGAAUAAAUAGUUUGAUGAAUAAAUCCCACAUUUCUACACCUAAACGCCUUCAAAAUCACACGAAGAACUCACAAGCAAGGCUGAAGAGCAGGAUUUCUGUUCCAGUGAAAAUUGAAGUAUAGUAUUCGUUUUGGUUAUCGGCUCUCAACGAACCGAACCCUUCGCCAACCUUCUCCAAAGACAUUCUUGCUAUUCUGAAGUCAAAACGUUUGGAAAAUGAACGUUUCGUGGUGUUUUAUGAGAAGAAAUGA